AUGAAUUUCAGAUAAGAUCAAAUUGAUUAUAAGGAUCUAGUGCGAAGGAGAGAGGAGAAACGCCUGGUCAUUGGAAAGAAGAAGAAUCAAUUUGCUACAAGUAUCAAGCUUAUUUAUACAUAGAUUCACUUUCAAAUAAUGAAGAGGUGUACAAACAGUUAUAUCGCUUUGAUCCAGAGGUAUAGAAGUUUUUCAAUAAAAAUAGAGAGAAUUAUAAGAAUAUAGUCUAGCUAAGAAUGAAGAAUAGCCUAUUUAGUAAGCUGGACCCAUUGAACAAUCACAAGAAGAACCAAUUGAAGAGGAAGAGCAAGUAUUGAUUGAAUAAUAACAAUUAGGCUUAACCAGACAAUGUUACAUAUACAGCUAUGGUGAAGGGAUUAUUUAAAGAGAAGGUGCAAGUGUCUAAAAUACAAAAAGCCAAUUACAUAGACGCUACUGUCUUUCAUUAAUAUUAAAAAUUAAUUUAAACUGGGGAGGAUGCCAUUAAGUUUUUUGCUAAGUAUGGAAACACUACUCCAAUUAAAUUUAUUAAUUGUGUAAGCAAAGCCGGAUAUAUUGAACUUUAAUGUGAAGCCUACAAUAAAAAAGACAAAUUAAGACGUCAAAAUAAUACUGAGGAUGCUGAACUUGAGUUGCCUAUGGAAUUUAAUAAAAGUAAAGAACCUUUCAGACCUUAUGAUCUGAUUGUUGUCAAAACAAGGGAAAAUCAAAAGGAAUAAACAUUAAGAGAAUACUAUACUAUAUCUGCCCAUGGAAUUGUUCAUGUUUAUACUGAUAAGGGAAAAAAGAAAAUCUAAGGUGACCAUAGCACUGAAGUUAUUUCACUUUCUGAUUGGAUGCAUGAAAGUACAAUGUUCAAUAUUAUCACCAAUAUUUAAUUUUUCAAAAAUUACGCGAUAAGUAAUAAUUAUAUAUAAUAAUUCUAGCCAAAAUCUUUAAUAUUUGGAAAUCCAAUGUUAGGUACAAUCUAUUUAGUAAGACCAGAAAAAAGUUGAUUCAUGAAUCUUUUGUAGCCAAACCAGCUUUUGCUUAACAUUUGAUGGAUAUCAAUCAAAUGAUGUAUGAAUUACAACUUCAAAAAACUUUAAGUAAUAGUAUACAAUAAGCUAAUAAAACUUGGGAAGCAGAUGAUUUCUUUAAAGGUGAUUAAAAGAAAGCCAGAUCUGAUGCAUCUAAGCAUUAUGAUUCUGUGAUUGAUAAAGUAUUAUAAAAAUUAGAUACUGUUUGUAAAGAAGUUAUUGAUAGAACAAAUUAAAACAAUUAAUAAGAAAAUGAAGAAGCCAGAUUUGGAUAAUAAGUUAAAUAGAAACCUAUGAAUGAAGAAAGAAAAGAAAAGGAAGAAAAUGCCUUACUCUUAUAAUUGGCAGAAAAAGACAAAGGUAGAUUACAUUUAUUCAUUAAAUUGGUUGAUUAUAUGACAGUUGAAACACUUGUUUCUAUUAAUUAAACAUCUAUGAGUAUGUUAUUAGAGGAAAUGAAAAAAGAACGUAAAAAUGGAUUAUUCAAUACAGCAGUAAAUUUUGAUGUUUAAAUAUUUACACCAGAUGAAAAAGAAAUCUCAGAACAUUUGAAAUGUUUAUUAGAUGAUAUGAUUGUUGUUAUGAGAAAUACUGCAAGAGUAAUUUCUCAUUAAAGUAUGAUUGGAUACAUAAAGAAUACUAAAUUAGGAGAAUUAUUAUCUGAAUAAAAGGAAAAUAAGGAUUGUAUUGCUGAUGUAUAAGGUAUUAUAACAGAUAGCAUUGAAUAUUAAAAUAUAAAAAAUGAAAUAUUUGAAAAAGUUACUAGUGAUUUUCUAGCUGCUGAAAUUUAUGUGAAUCAAAAUUAUAUGAAAUGUAAACCUAUUUAUGAAUUCUUAAAUACUUGGAAUUAAGCAGAAUUUGAAAAAGAAGAACAUACACUUGAUAUCAUUAAAUCUCAUGUUAUGGAACUUAAAAAAUGGUUAUCAGNAUUUCACUUUCUGAUUGGAUGCAUGAAAGUACUAUGUUCAAUAUUAUCACCAAUAUUUAAUUUUUCAAAAAUUAUGCCAUAAGUAAUAAUUAUAUAUAAUAAUUCUAGCCAAAAUCUUUAAUAUUUGGAAAUCCAAUGUUAGGUACAAUCUAUUUAGUAAGACCAGAAAAAAGUUGAUUCAUGAAUCUUUUGUAGCCAAACCAGCUUUUGCUUAACAUUUGAUGGAUAUCAAUCAAAUGAUGUAUGAAUUACAACUUCAAAAAACUUUAAGUAAUAGUAUACAAUAAGCUAAUAAAACUUGGGAAGCAGAUGAUUUCUUUAAAGGUGAUUAAAAGAAAGCCAGAUCUGAUGCAUCUAAGCAUUAUGAUUCUGUGAUUGAUAAAGUAUUAUAAAAAUUAGAUACUGUUUGUAAAGAAGUUAUUGAUAGAACAAAUUAAAACAAUUAAUAAGAAAAUGAAGAAGCCAGAUUUGGAUAAUAAGUUAAAUAGAAACCUAUGAAUGAAGAAAGAAAAGAAAAGGAAGAAAAUGCCUUACUCUUAUAAUUGGCAGAAAAAGACAAAGGUAGAUUACAUUUAUUCAUUAAAUUGGUUGAUUAUAUGACAGUUGAAACACUUGUUUCUAUUAAUUAAACAUCUAUGAGUAUGUUAUUAGAGGAAAUGAAAAAAGAACGUAAAAAUGGAUUAUUCAAUACAGCAGUAAAUUUUGAUGUUUAAAUAUUUACACCAGAUGAAAAAGAAAUCUCAGAACAUUUGAAAUGUUUAUUAGAUGAUAUGAUUGUUGUUAUGAGAAAUACUGCAAGAGUAAUUUCUCAUUAAAGUAUGAUUGGAUACAUAAAGAAUACUAAAUUAGGAGAAUUAUUAUCUGAAUAAAAGGAAAAUAAGGAUUGUAUUGCUGAUGUAUAAGGUAUUAUAACAGAUAGCAUUGAAUAUUAAAAUAUAAAAAAUGAAAUAUUUGAAAAAGUUACUAGUGAUUUUCUAGCUGCUGAAAUUUAUGUGAAUCAAAAUUAUAUGAAAUGUAAACCUAUUUAUGAAUUUUUAAAUACUUGGAAUUAGGGAGAAUUUGAAAAAGAAGAACACACUUUAGAUAUCAUUAAAUCUCAUGUUAUGGAACUUAAAAAAUGGUUAUCAGACAUAAAUCAAUAUAUUAAAGAUAUUGCUAAAGGUAUUCUAAAUGUAGAUGGUAAAAAAAUAAAAAAUAAACUUUAACCAUAAGUUAUUACAAAAUUAGAAAAUUUUAAAGACUACUUAUAUAAAUUAAUGUAAAAGAAAGCUAAUCAAACAUUAACUACAUUAUAGACAUAUACAUCUAAUUUAUCUAAGAAUCCUUAAAAUCUUAAAGAAUAUGCUGAAUUUAUAGAAGCUAUCUAAGAAGCUGAAUAAAAUAUUAAAGGACUUGAAUCAGCAAAAAUAGAAGUUGAAGCUAUGCAUUCUUUAUUAAAAUCUAAAUUUGAUUUGAAUCCUUUAAAAAACUCAGAUAUUGUUAUGAUGGAUGAUAUUUAGGCAGAAUAUUUAAGAUUAACUUUGAAAAUUAAAGAAGCUGAAGAAUUAUGUAAAGAAAGAAAAUAAGAAAUGAUGAAAAAGCAUGAAGCUGAAUUUGGUAAAUUCAUUACUAAUAUUCAAAAUACAACUUCAUCAGUUAAUAAAGGUAAACUAAUAUUAGAAGAUACUUAACCUGCAGAUGCACUAUAACAAUUAAAUGAAAUUAAGACUAGAUCUUUAGAUAGAUUCAAAGAAAUGGAUAAGAACUAUUUACACUAUGCCAAAUUGAUGGGAUUAAGUGUUUCAACAAAUAAAGAUUUAUAAGAAUUAGAAGCUACCUAUAAUGAUAGAAGGAUGCUUUGGACACAUACAGAUAAAUUCAAUAAAUUAUAUGAAGAUUUAUAAAAGAACAUAUUUACAACUUUGAAUGUUGAAGAAAUUGAAAAAGAAAUGAAAAGUUAUGAAAUUGGAAUUCUAAAAUUAAGAUAAAAUAUUAAUAAUCUAUCAAAAGAAGGAAGAGAUAAAGUAUUAGAUUAACAUGCUGCUAGAGUCAGUAAUGUUUCUACAAUUAUGCCUGUUAUAUAAGCAUUAGGAAAUAAAGAUUUAAGACCAAGACAUUGGAAGAAAAUAUUUGAAGAUUUAGGAUCUAAUUGGUAACCAGGAAAAACAUUUACACUCUAAGAAUUGUUAGCAGAUGGUGUUAUGAAUAAGAGAGAAAAGAUUGAAGAAAUAUCAGCUAAAGCAUCAGGUGAAGCUAGUAUUGAAGCAUAAAUUGAAGAUAUUAAAUCAAAAUGGUCAUAAUUAUCAUUCAUAGUUAAUCAUUAUAGAGAAGCUAAAGAUAAAUUUAUUAUUGGUUCUUUAGAUGAUAUUAUUGCAGCAUUAGAUGAUCAUUAAUUAAAAGUUUAAACAAUGUUAGGAACUCGUUUUGUUGCUGAAAUUAGACCAGUUGUUGAAGAAUGGGAAAGAAAGUUGGUUCUUAUUUCAGAUAUUAUUGAUGAAUGGUUAUCAUGUCAAAGGUAAUGGAUGUAUUUAGAAAAUAUUUUCAGUGCAGAUGAUAUUUAAAAAUAAUUACCUUAAGAAACAACUAAAUUUAUGGGAGUUGAUAAAUUUUGGAGAGACAUUAUGAUGAAAACAUUUAAAAGACCUUUAGUUUAAGAUUGUUGUAAUUCUGAAGAAUUAUUAAAGAAAUUUUAAAUUAAUAAUAAAAUUUUGGAAGAUAUUUAAAAAAGUUUAGAUAAUUAUUUAGAAACAAAAAGAUAAGCAUUUCCAAGAUUUUACUUUUUGUCAAAUGAUGAAUUAUUAGAAAUUUUAUCUUAAACUCGUAAUCCUCAUGCAGUCUAAGCUCAUUUAAGAAAGUGUUUUGAUAACAUAAACAGAAUAAAAUUCUCUGAUAUAGAAGAUUCAACUGAAAUUAUAGCCAUGUAAUCAGCAGAACCAGAAACUAUGCCUGAAUUAGUUCCAUUUUCAACUAUAGUUAUGGCUCAAGGUCCAGUAGAACAUUGGUUAUUGAGAAUUUAAAAUAUGAUGAUUAAAUCAUUAUAUGAUAUUACUAAGAAGUCAUAUUUGUCAUAUCCAUAAAAAGAAUUAGAGAGAGAUGAAUGGUUAUUUGAAUAUCCAGCCUAACCAGUUUUGACUGUAGAUUUGAUAAAAUGGACAGAAGGAUGCACUACAGCUAUUGAGAGAAUGGGAAUGGGAAGAAAAACAUCAUUGUCAUAAUAUUAUGAUUUUAUGAUUUAGUUAUUAAAUAAAGAAGUUUCAAUUGUGAGAGGAGAUUUGAAUACUUUAUAAAGAACAUUGAUGGGUGCUUUGAUUGUGUUGGAUGUACAUGCUAGAGAUGUUGUUGGAACUAUGGUUGAAAAGAAUGUUGCAUCUUUAAAUGAUUUUGAAUGGGCCAAAUAAUUAAGAUAUUAUUGGGAAACAGAUGUAGAUAAUUGUGUAGUUAGACAAACCAAUACAAGAUUCAUAUAUGGUUUUGAAUAUUUAGGUAAUGGACCAAGAUUAGUCAUUACUCCACUUACUGAUAAAUGUUAUAUGACAUUGACAGGAGCAUUGCAUUUAAAUUUUGGAGGAGCUCCUGCAGGACCUGCUGGUACUGGUAAAACUGAAACAACUAAAGAUUUGGCUAAAGCUUUAGCUGUACAAUGUGUGGUCUUUAAUUGUUCUGAUGGUUUGGAUUUCAAGACUAUGGGUAGAUUCUUUUCAGGAUUAGCAUAAUGUGGUGCUUGGGCUUGUUUUGAUGAAUUUAAUCGUAUAGACAUUGAAGUCUUGUCAGUCAUAGCCUAAUAAAUUCUAACUAUUUAAUAAGCUAUAAGGUAGAAAUUAGAUUAAUUUGAUUUUGAAUCACGUACAAUUCCUUUGAAUAGGAGAUUUGGAGUAUUUAUUACUAUGAAUCCAGGAUAUGCAGGAAGAACUGAAUUACCAGAUAAUCUUAAAGCUUUAUUCAGACCAGUGGCUAUGAUGAUUCCUGAUUAUGGUAUGAUUGCAGAAAUUAUUCUAUUUUCAGAAGGAUUUGAAGGUGGUAGAAUAUUAGCUCGUAAAAUGGUUAAUUUAUAUUCAUUAUCUUCUGAACAGUUAAGUAAACAAGAUCAUUAUGAUUUUGGUAUGAGAGCAGUCAAAUCAGUAUUGGUUAUGGCAGGUGCAUUACGUAGAAAGAAUGCUAAUAAACCUGAAAAUGAAGUGCUUAUAAAAGCAAUGAAGGAUAGUAAUGUUCCAAAGUUUCUUGAACAUGAUCUCCCAUUAUUUUAUGGAAUUAUAAAGGAUUUAUUCCCAGAAGUUGAUAUGAAAGAAGAUAUUGAUAAAUAAUUAGUUGAUGCUAUUACAAAUUAACUUAAAUUGAAUCACUUUGAUGAUCCAGCAGCAUUUAAAAAGAAAAUCUGUUAAUUAAUGGAAACCAUAUAAGUCAGACACGGAGUUAUGGUUGUUGGUCUAACAGGAACUGGUAAGACUACAUUAAUACAUACUCUUGCAAGAGCAAUGGAAUAAUUAAAUAAAGAAGGAUCUUAAGAUUAUUAUCAUAAAGUUGUGUAAAAGUAAACAUUAAAUCCAAAAUCAGUUACAAUGAAUGAAUUAUUUGGAUAUACUAAUGUAUUAACAAAUGAAUGGACAGAUGGUAUUGUUGCUAGUAUUGUAAGAACUGCUGUUACAGAUACAACAGAUCAAAAGAAAUGGAUUAUUUUUGAUGGUCCUGUUGAUGCACUUUGGAUUGAAAAUAUGAAUACAGUGUUGGAUGAUAAUAAAAUGUUAUGUUUAAACAAUGGUCAAAGAAUUAAAUUACCUGCAACAUUCACAAUGAUGUUUGAGGUAUAAGAUUUAGCAGUUGCAUCUCCAGCUACAGUUAGUAGAUGUGGUAUGGUUUAUAUGGAACCACAUCAUUUAGGAUGGGAACCAUUAAUCAAGACUUGGGGAGUGUAAAUAAGAGAAUAAUAUAUGAAAGAUGAGAAGGUUCCAACUUAUGUGGAUACUCUGAUUGAUAAGAUAGAGCAUUUCUUUAAAGAUAAUUUGAAAGUUGUUAGAGAAGAAUUCAAAGAGAAAAUUCCAACUACUGUCAACAAUAUCUUAAAAUCACUACUUAAUUUGGCUUAAAUUAAUUUGAAAUAAUUGACUGAAACAGUUAAUUUAGAAAAGAUGAAUAAAUUCGAUAUGGAAUCUCAUAUUGCAAUGGUGUUGAUUUUCAGUUAUAUUUGGAGUGCUGGAGCCAAUCUACAUGAUUCUAGUAGAUCUUAAUUUAGUUAAUAUUUGAAAGGAAAGAUUAUUUCACUAUUCAGUGGAUUCCCAUUCGAGGGAGAUGUAUAUGAUUACUAUUGUGAUUACAAGACUAAAGAAUUCAAGCCUUGGACUGAAAAGAUUACAGAGUUUAAAUAUAAUUCAAGCAUUCCUUAUUUCAAUAUCUUAGUGCCAACAAGUGACACAGUUAAAUUUAAAUAUUUGAUAACUCAAUUAAUUGAGGGAGGAUUCAAUAUUCUUUUAUCUGGAGAAACUGGUACUGGAAAAACUGUUAUAAUAAAUGAAUACUUAUAUAGUUUAGAAUAAGAUAAGUUUGUAUUCUCUACACUUAAUUUCUCUGCAUAAACUAGUGCCAAGAAUUUAUAAGAUCUAUUUAUGGAUAAAGAUAAAUUUAUGAAAAAAAAGAAAGAUCUUUUAGGUCCACCAGCUGGUCGUAAAAUGAUCCUCUUUAUUGAUGAUGUCAAUAUGCCUGCAUUAGAAAAAUAUGGUGCUUAACCCCCAAAUGAAUUAUUUAGAUAAAUCAUUGAUCAAGGUGGAUUCUAUGAUCUUAAGAAAUUAUACUUUAUGUAUGUCAAAGAUUGUCAAUUCAUUACAGCUUGUGCACCUCCUGGAGGUGGACGUAAUCCUGUAACUCCUAGAUUAUUUAGACAUUUCAAUCAAACUUGGUGUCCAGAUCUUUCUUAACGAUCUAUGGAAGUCAUUUUCACUGCUAUCCUUAAGGGAUUUCUUAUGGAAUAAAAUAAAGGAUUGGAUAAAUUUGCAUCUUAUAUUGUCAAAUCAAGUGUAGAAAUCUAUUUCAAAAUUACUAAAGAGUUGUUACCCACACCUACUAAAUCUCAUUAUACUUUCAACUUGAGAGAUUUAAGCAAAGUUAUUUAAGGUGUAUUAUAAAUCAGAUAUGAAAAUUUAACAAAUAAGGAGAUGCUUAUUUAAUUAUGGGCACAUGAAUCACAAAGAGUAUUUUAUGAUAGAUUGGUUGAUGAUAAAGACAGAGAUUGGUUUUUGACUCAUUUAAUGGGACAUACUUAAAGAGUCUUUGAAUUUGAAUGGGAAAAGCCUCAAGUCUAGAAUCUACUUUUCGGUGAUUAUGGCAAUUCUAAUAAAGAUUAUAUUAGAAUUGAAAAUCCAUAAGAAUUGCCACGCAAGUUUCUGGAAUUCUUAAGUAUGUACAAUGCAUCUCAAAAGUAAAUGAAUCUUGUAUUCUUUACUGAUGCUAUCAUGCAUUUGAGUAGAUUAUGCAGAAUUCUUAGAUAACCUAGAGGAAAUGCACUUUUGAUUGGUGUUGGUGGUUCUGGUAGAUAAUCAUUAACUAAAUUAUCUGCUUAAACAAGAUCACAAUCUGUAUUUAGCAUAGAAAUUACAAAGAAUUAUAGAGAUUAAUCAUGGAAAGAUGACCUUAAGAAAUUACUAAAACAAGCAGGAGCUAAAGAUUAGGCUGUAGUAUUCUUGUUCUCUGAUACUUAAGUUGUUAGAGAAUCAUUUUUAGAAGAUAUUAAUAAUGUACUUAAUACAGGUGAAGUACCUAAUUUAUGGGCAACCGAAGAUAUUGAAGAAAUUAUUAAUGAUGUCAGACCAUUGGCAAAGGAACAGGGUUUAUAUGAUUCAAGAGAUGUUCUACUUAAAUUCUUUGUAAGUAGAGUAAGAGAGAAUUUACACAUCGUGUUAGCAUUUUCACCUGUAGGAGAAAAGUUAAGAAAUAGAUGCAGAUAAUUCCCAUCAAUUAUUAAUUGUUGUACAAUUGAUUGGUUUGAUAAAUGGCCAGAUGAAGCUUUAAGUAGUGUUGCAAUGAAAGAAUUGGGAGGUUAGGAACAUUUAGGUAUUGGGGAGUUUAUGGAUAGCUUAGCUUCCAUGUCUGUUAUAAUACAUUCAGAUGUGAAAACAUAUAGUGAAAGAUUUUAUGAUGAAUUAAGAAGAAAGAACUAUGUUACACCUACAAGUUAUUUAGAAUUGUUGAAAUUAUAUAUAGACAUGAUGAAAGUGUAAUCAAAUAUAUUACCUUAAAAAAUAAAGAAAUAUACAGUAGGUUUAUAAACUUUGAAGGAUACUAAUGAGGAAGUUGGAAAAUUAUAAAAGAAAAUUAUUGAGUUUUAACCUAUUCUUGAAUAAAGUGCAAAAGAUAAUGCUAAAAUGAUGGUUGAAUUAGAAGGUAAAUCAAAAGAAGCUAAUGUAACUGAAUAAAUUGUUUCAAAAGAAGCUGCAGAGGCAUAAAAGAAAAAGGAUGAAGUUAAUGAGAUGAGAGAUUCCUGUUAGGCUGAAUUAGAUUAAGCAUUACCAAUCUUGGAAUAAGCUUAAAAAGCAGUUUAAAGUAUAGAUAAAGCUGCNCUAUCAUGCAUUUGAGUAGAUUAUGCAGAAUUCUUAGAUAACCUAGAGGAAAUGCACUUUUGAUUGGUGUUGGUGGUUCUGGUAGAUAAUCGUUAACUAAAUUAUCUGCUUAAACAAGAUCAUAAUCUGUAUUUAGUAUAGAAAUUACAAAGAAUUAUAGAGAUUAAUCAUGGAAAGAUGAUCUUAAGAAAUUACUAAAACAAGCAGGAGCUAAAGAUUAGCCAGUAGUAUUCUUGUUUUCUGAUACUUAAGUUGUUAGAGAAUCAUUUUUAGAAGAUAUUAAUAAUGUACUUAAUACAGGUGAAGUGCCUAAUUUAUGGGCAGCCGAAGAUAUUGAAGAAAUUAUUAAUGAUGUCAGACAAUUGGCAAAGGAUAAGGGUUUAUAUGAUUCAAGAGAUGUUCUACUUAAAUUUUUUGUAAGUCGAGUAAGAGAGAAUUUACACAUUGUGUUAGCAUUUUCACCUGUAGGAGAAAAGUUGAGAAAUAGAUGCAGAUAAUUCCCAUCAAUUAUUAAUUGUUGUACCAUUGAUUGGUUUGAUAAAUGGCCAGAUGAAGCUCUAAAUAGUGUUGCAAUGAAAGAUUUGGGAGGUUAGGAACAUUUAGGUAUUGGGGAAUUUGUCGAUAGCUUAGCUUCCAUGUCUGUUAUAAUACAUUCAGAUGUGAAAACAUAUAGUGAAAGAUUUUAUGAUGAAUUAAGAAGAAAGAACUAUGUUACACCUACAAGUUAUUUAGAAUUGUUGAAAUUAUAUAUAGACAUGAUGAAAGUGUAAUCAAAUAUAUUACCUUAAAAAAUAAAGAAAUAUACAGUAGGUUUAUAAACUUUGAAGGAUACUAAUGAGGAAGUUGGAAAAUUAUAAAAGAAAAUUAUUGAGUUUUAACCUAUUCUUGAAUAAAGUGCAAAAGAUAAUGCUAAAAUGAUGGUUGAAUUAGAAGGUAAAUCAAAAGAAGCUAAUGUAACUGAAUAAAUUGUUUCAAAAGAAGCUGCAGAGGCAUAAAAGAAAAAGGAUGAAGUUAAUGAGAUGAGAGAUUCCUGUUAGGCUGAAUUAGAUUAAGCAUUACCAAUCUUGGAAUAAGCUUAAAAAGCAGUUUAAAGUAUAGAUAAAGCAGCUAUAAAUGAAAUGAAAGCCUUAAAGACUCCACCAAAUCUAGUGUAAAUUGUUAUGUGUGCAGUCAAUUUACUCUUUGGAGAAAAAGAAGACUGGCCAUCUGCUUAGAAGCUUCUAGGUCGUAUGACAUUUAUCCAAGAUUUACUUGAAUUUGAUGUUACAUAAGUUCCAGAAAGAAGAUUAUAGAAAUUGAAAUAAACUUAUCUUAGUAACCCAGAUUUCAAUAAAGAAAAGAUUAUGAAUGUGUCAUAAGCAGCUACAACUUUAUUAGUAUGGGUUGUUGCAACUGAAAAGUUUGCAUAAGUUAAAAAAGUAGUUGGUCCUAAAGAGAAAGCAUUAAAAGAAGCUGAAGCAUCCUUAAAAAAGGUUGAAUAGGAAUUGGCAAUAAAGAUGGGAUAAUUGAAGGAAGUAUAAGAUAUGGUUAAUGAACUCAAGAGAAAUCUUUAGACAUCUAUAAAUAAAUCUGAAAUGUUGAAAUAACAAUAAUAGACAGCUGAAAUUUAAUUAGUAAGAGCAGAGAAGUUAGUUUCAGGAUUAGCUAGUGAAGCUGAAAGAUGGAAAGUUAAUGCUGCAUUAUUAGAGGAAGAUUUAAGAAAUCUAGUUGGUAAUAUUAUUUUGGCUGCUGGAUCUAUUGCAUAUCUUGGACCAUUUACUUAUAAUUAUAGAUCUGAAAUUAUAGCCAAAUGGAUCAAUAAUUGUAAAGAGUUGAGUAUUCCUGUAAGUGAUAAUUUCACUCUUUAAAGAAUUUUAGCAGAAGAAGUAACAAUAAGAGAAUGGUAAGAAGCUGGAUUACCUGCAGAUAAUUUAUCAAUUGAUAAUGGAAUCUUUGUUUUCAAUUGCAGAAGAUGGCCAUUAAUUAUAGAUCCAUAAGGUUAAGCUAAUAAGUGGAUUAAAGCAUUAGGAAAGGAAACUAAUUUGCAAAUUACUAAAUUAAGUGAAAGCAAUUUUCUCAAAACUCUUGAAAACUCCAUUCGUUUUGGAUAAUAAGUUUUAAUGGAAAAUGUAGAGGAAGAUCUUGACCCUUCUUUAGAACCUAUAUUAUAAAAACAAACUACCAAAAAAGGAGCUGUACAUUUAUUACGUCUAGGAGACUAAGAUAUACCAUACAACAAUGAUUUCAAAUUAUAUUUUACUACAAAAUUACCAAAUCCUCACUAUAUACCUGAGAUCAGUAUUAAAACAACAAUCAUUAACUUUACUGUCACACCAUAAGGUUUAGAAGAUCAAUUGUUGGUUGAAGUUGUAAGAUAAGAAAGAAUUGAUUUGGAAGAAAAAAGAGUUAAUUUAAUACUUUAAAUAUCUUAAGACAAGAGAUAAUUAUAAGAAUUGGAGGAUAAGAUAUUGAAAUUAAUAUCUGAAGCAUAAGGUAGAAUAUUGGAAGAAGAAGAUUUAAUUACAACUUUGGAUGCAUCUAAAAUUACAUCUGAUACUGUCAAUUAACGUAUGGCUUAGUCUAAGAUUACUGCUGAAGAAAUCAAUUAAGCAAGAGAACAAUAUCGUAUUAUUGCUAGAAGAGGAUCGGUUAUUUACUUUGUUAUUGCAGAUCUUGCUUUGAUUGAUCCUAUGUAUUAAUAUUCUUUAGAAUUCUUUAUUAAAUUAUUUAAGAAGAGAUUAGAAGUUGCACCUAAUCCUCCAUCAUUAGAAGAAAGAUUAGCAGUGUUGAUUGAUGAUAUUACUAAAGCAUUUUAUAUCAAUAUAUGUAGAGGAUUGUUUGAGAAAGAUAAGUUAUUAUUUAGUUUCUUGAUUGCUAGUAAAAUUUAAUUACAAGCAUAAUAUAUACAUGUUAGGGAAUGGAAUAUCUUUUUAAGAGGAGGCACUGGCACAGUACCAAAUGAAGAACAUCCUUCAUUCUUAAGUGAGAAAACAUGGAAGAAUUGCAUGAUGUUAAGUAAAUAAUCUCAUGUCUUUGCAUAAGUACCAAUGUCAUUAAAAGACAGUAAUGAUGAAUCAUUAUGGAGAGAAGUAAUGGAUGCUUAAGAUCCAUGGAAAUGUGAUUUACCUCUUGUAUUUCGUUCAUUGGAUCCAUUUUAAAAAUUAUUAUUAUUCAAAACACUUAGAGAUGAGAAAUUGGUUAUUUUAAUCAAAAAUUAUGUGUCAGAUACUAUAACAUCAUUUUUCAUUGAACCCCCUGUUUUUAAUUUGAAAGGUGCCUUUUAAGAUUCAUCUUGCACAACUCCAAUAAUAUUUGUAUUAUCUCCUGGAGCUGAUCCUAUAACAUAUUUAUUAAACUUGGCUAAAGAUAUGGAAAUGGAAACUAAAUUAAAAAUUAUUUCAUUAGGUUAAGGAUAAGGUAAUAUUGCAAAGGAAUUGAUUAAAACAGGUAGAAGAACAGGAGAUUGGGUUUGUUUAUAGAAUUGUCACUUGGCUAUAACAUGGAUGCCAGAAUUAGAGAGAAUUUAAGAAUUAUAAGUAGAAGCAGAUACAGAUGCCAAUUAUAGAUUAUGGUUAACAAGUAUGCCUACAGAUAAAUUCCCUGUUCCAGUAUUAUAGAGUGGUAUCAAAUUAACAAAUGAACCACCUAAAGGAUUAAAGGCAAAUAUGAUGAGAACAUAUAAUGAUUUAUCAGGUUAUGAUUCUUGCACUAAGUAAGAUGAAUAUAAGAAACUGUUAUUCUCAUUAGCUUUCUUCCAUGCAGUUAUUUUAGAAAGGAGAAAGUUUGGACCAAUUGGUUGGAAUAUUCCAUAUGAAUGGAUGAAUUCAGAUUUCGAAACUUGUUAAUUACAAUUGAAAAUGUACUUAGAUGAAUAACCAGAAGUUCCAUAUUAAACAUUGAAUUAUAUAAUUUCAGAAAUCAAUUAUGGUGGUAGAGUUACAGAUGAUAAGGAUGUUAGAUUAAUUACUGAUCUACUUAAAUAAUAUUUCUGUCCUGCUGUUCUAAAUGAUCCAAACUAUAUAUUCUCAUCUAGUGGUGUUUAUCAUCCACCUUAGAUUAUAGAUUUACAAUCUGUUAUUUAAUAUAUAAGUUCAUUACCUUUAGAAGAUGACCCAGAAGUUUUUGGUUUACAUACUAAUGCUAAUAUUACUUUCUAAUAAAAAACAGUGGCUGAAUUUAUGAGUACUUUAUUGUCAGUACAACCAAGAAUGGUAGCAGAAAAGGGAGUAGAAGAGACACCUGAUUAAAUUGUGUUUAAAAUAGCUAAAGAAAUAUUAGGAAAAUUGCCUCCACUUUUAGUUUAGAAGAAAGAAGUAGCUACCGAAUCUUUAGUUAUCUUUAGAUCAUAGGAAGUUGAUCGUUUUAUUAAAUUAGUUCGAGUUAUGAAAAAUUCAUUGGAAUUAUUGUAGAAAGCUAUUCAAGGAUUAGUUGUUAUGUCAAUUGAAUUAGAAAAAAUGUUUAAUUCAUUCUUGGAUGCUAAGGUUCCUGAAAAUUGGGAAAAUGUAGCCUAUCCAUCUUUAAAACCCUUAGGUUCCUGGGUUACAGAUCUAAACUAAAGAUUGGUAUUUAUGAAAAUAAUUUAUUUUUAGGAAUUCUUUAAAUAGUGGCUUGAAAAUGGAACUAUGAGAUCUUAUUGGUUAUCAGCUAUGUUCUUCCCUCAAGGUUUUAUGACUGCCACAAAAUAAACUUAUGCUCGUAAAACAAAAACUCCUAUUGAUACUUUGACAUUCAGAACUUAAGUUAGACCAUUCUACAAGGACAAUAUUUAAGAUGUUCCUUAAGAUGGUAUAUUAUUAUUAUUUAAUAUUUAGGUGUCAAUGUUGAUGGUCUCUAUUUACAAGGAUGCAAAUGGGAUGUUGGAACUAAUCAAUUAGAAGAAUCUGAUCCUUUAGUGUUAUUCCAAGAAAUGCCUGUUAUUUGGUAAUAUUUUAAAUUCUAAUAAAAUAGGCUUGAACCUGUAAUAGCAUCAGCAUAAAAUUAAAAUGCUUAGAAAUUGUACAAAUGCCCUCUUUACAAGACUUCUACAAGAAGAGGAACACUAUCAACAACAGGUCAUUCAACCAACUUUGUUUUAUAUUUGGAUUUAUUUACUGGUGUGGAACCAGCAGUUUGGACUAGACGUGGAGUUGCACUAUUAUGUCAACUUGAUGAUUGA
This is a messenger RNA of Paramecium pentaurelia, 14604 nucleotides long. NCBI's taxonomy places the organism in Eukaryota, Ciliophora, Oligohymenophorea, Peniculida, Parameciidae. The record is from the annotation of a GenBank genome assembly.